CCCCCACCUCCUGCCCCCGCUGCCCCCACCUCUCCCCGCUGCCCCCCACCUCUCGGAGCGCUGCCCCUCGCUGGCCCCGGGGUCGCGAUGGCCAAGGGCUCGGUACAGGAUCAAGCCUUUCUCUACUCGAUGUUUCAGAGGGUGGACAAGGACCGAAGUGGAACUAUCUCUGCAAUGGAAUUGCAGCAGGCGCUGUCGAACGGCACGUGGACGCCAUUCAACAUACAGACCAUACAGCUGAUGAUGGGUUUGUUCGAUCGCGAGCGGCGUGGCACCAUCAACUUCGCCGAGUUCGCGGGCCUCUGGAAGUACGUGAGCGACUGGCAGGCCAUGUUCCGCCGCUUCGACGAGGACUCUUCAGGGUUCAUCGACAAGCGCGAGUUGCGGGGGGCCCUCACCGCGUUCGGCUACCGCUUCUCAGACCAGUUCUACGACCUCCUCAUCUGGAGGUUUGACCGCCAGAGUCGGGGUCAGAUCGCCUUCGACGACUUCAUCCAGUGCUGCGUGGUGCUGCAGACUCUGACCAACUCGUUCCGAGGCCACGACACGGACCUGGACGGCUGGAUCCACAUCUCGUUCGAGCAGUUCAUGACCAUGGUGUUCAGCGUGAAGAUGUGACGAGCGGAUGACGAGCCAAAGUCCUGAGAUAGGGGGGGGGGGCAGAUGAUGACGAUGAUGUGACAACUGUAGGAUGAUGAUUGUGGUGGUGGAUGGGAGUAUUAUAUUUAUGAUGAUGUGUGGUGAUGCUAUGAUGAUGAUGUGUGGUGAUGCUCGGAUGAUGAUGUGAGUGAUUAUUAUAUUUAUGAUGUGUGGUGAUGCUAGGAUGAUGAUGUGAUACUGAUGGUAUUUUGUUUUGUAAUGUAGCCAUGGUAAGAUGAUGAUUACUAUUAUAAUGCUGAUUGGUGAUGCUGUAGUAGCAUUGAUGAUAUAUUUUGUGUUGAUGCCAUAGCCAUGCUAGGGUGGUGAUGGUGGCAUCACGACAGGAUGAUGAUGCUGUGAGCACGAUGGCAGUAAUGAUGCUUUGGUCGUGAUGAUGAUGGUGCGGUCGUGAUGAUGGAAUGAUGAUGGUGCUGGGAGUGUUUGAGGCGAGAGCUUGGGUGAGAUUUGGGCUCAAGAAACGGAACAGACUCUGAUCUCAGCGGCUACAACAGCCACAACCACUUCCACCACCACAACAACAACAACCACCAACCAACGCGUCACACUCAAGACACGGAAUGGAAUCUCGCGGGCUCUCUGGUCUCGGGUGC
Petromyzon marinus (sea lamprey) is the source of this 1250-nucleotide messenger RNA. RefSeq names its product programmed cell death protein 6-like. Gene Ontology annotation, molecular function: calcium ion binding. The record is from RefSeq and is a predicted model, not a curated record. NCBI's taxonomy places the organism in Eukaryota, Metazoa, Chordata, Hyperoartia, Petromyzontiformes, Petromyzontidae.